GCAUUAUAAGGAUGGGACCGGUGGAUUGCCAUUGCCAUCUCGCGGCGCCUGAAUUUCAAGAGGUGGGCAGUGUUGGGAGGGAAAUUGCUUUCUUCUGUAGUAGGCGGCAGAAUCCCCUCACCAUGGCAGCUCCGGCUGGCGGGGCGGCUAGAGCCUGGCGCUGGUGGCGGGGCGGCUGUACCAGGUGGGUUUCCUCCCCGGCCGACCUCCCUCACUCCCGCCCGCCCAGGCUCCGCGCGAAGGUCGGGGCACGGAGGUUCGUGGGUGAAUGGGAGGGAGGGAGGGAGGGAGGCGCUUGGCUGCGGAUGGAACAGAACCUCUUGGACAAAAGGUCAGAUCAAGAAACAUCCCUGUGCAAGGCAGGCUUCCUUCGGGGCCUCCCAGCAUCCCAGUGGGUUUAGGCAAGGAUGUUGAAGAUAUAGUGGAAGAAGCAAAACAGGCUAAAGUUUUAGCCCUUGUUGUAGUUGCUGAACAUUCAGGAGAGUUUGAAAGAAUUAUUCAGCUUUCAGAAAGGUAUCCAGGAUUUGUCUUUUCAUGUCUGGGUGUUCAUCCAAUUCAGAGAAUUCCAUCAGGAUGUGAGCGCAGUGUUACUUUAAAGGAUCUGGAUGAAGCCUUGCCACUCAUGGAACUCCACAAGGACUGCUUGUUGGCCAUUGGAGAGGUUGGUCUGGAUUUCACUCCCAGGUUUGCCAGCACUGAUGAACAGAAGGAAGAGCAGAGACAAGUCUUGAUCAAACAGAUUCAGCUAGCAAAGCAACUUCAUCUCCCUUUAAAUGUCCACUCCCGCUCAGCUGGAAGACCAACCAUUAACCUCUUAAAGGAGCAAGGUACUGAAAGAGUGUUGCUCCAUGCAUUUGAUGGCAAGCCUUCAGUGGCCAUGGAAGGGGUGAAGGCUGGAUAUUUUUUCUCCAUUCCUCCUUCUAUUAUAAGGAGUGAACAGCAGAAGCUUGUGAAGCAACUUCCUCUAGACAGCAUUUGCUUAGAAACAGACUCUCCUGCACUGGGUCCUGAGAAGCAGGUGAGAAAUGAACCAAAGAAUAUUUUCAUUGCUGCGGAAUACAUUGCUAAAAUUAAAGGCGUUUCACUGGAAGACGUUAUAGAUGUGACAACACAGAAUGCCCUGAAACUCUUUCCCAAACUGAAAAACUUUCUUCAGAAAUAGUUGGUGUGCUACAGUGCUGCUGUCAAAGCAGACAAUAUUCUUGUGAAAUGACCCUGCUGUAGAUCAAGUUAUAACUUCACCUGUUAUCUAAUUUCAGCUAAUGAUCAGUAUGUCUUGGUUUUUUAGUUGAACAGUUUAGCCAAAUGCAGAAUUAUUUUAACCCUUUUGAUUUAGUUUGGCAGUAUUUGGGAUUAAGAUAAUAGCCUUUGUUGCUUUGUGUAUCCUGCUUUUCUCCCAUGGAUUUAAUCCUCACAACAACCCUGUGAGGUAAAUUGGGGAAAGAACCAUCUUAGGAACUUUGGGGUUGAAUGGAGAUUUGAACCUGGGUAUUCCAAGUUUAACUUCAGCUUUCUCACUUUCUGUUCCAUACUGGUUUUAAGCUGAAGCAAAAGUUUUGGUCUGUAACUUGGGAAGCCUUUCGGGAGGGUAGCCCUGUUGGUCUGCAGAAGAAGAGUUAUACUUGAGUCCCACAGCAUCUUAGAUGUCAGUGAAAUCUUGGAGGUACAAGCUUUCAAGACAAAGGGAGAUUUGACUCUUGAAACCAGCACCCCAGAAAUCUUUUUGGUCUCUAUGGUGCUACUAGAUUAAGCUUUGACUCUCAAAAGCUUAUACCCUAAAACAUUGUUGAUCUCUAAGGUACUACUAGACUUUAGGAAACCUUGACACAUAAUCUCUAAUUGACUUGAGUGUCAACAUUUGCAAAAGAUUCAGGGUUUAUGGAUUGUUCUGCUGUGUCUAAAUCUCAGUUUACUAAGGACUGCUUUACACAUGUUUCCUAUACUGGUGUACAUGGCUGCGGGAAAAAAUACAGCACUGUAUGCAAGGAUGACACAUGUGGUUGUCAACUUGUAUAUGCAUAUUCAGAAACUGUGAUGGGUCACGGUUUCCCCUUGUGGAUAUACAUACAUAGUAAAAAUAUUUAAACAUGA
Heteronotia binoei (common prickly gecko) is the source of this 2091-nucleotide messenger RNA. It is a transcript of the gene TATDN3, whose product is annotated as TatD DNase domain containing 3. The transcript has 10 exons. The record is from RefSeq and is a predicted model, not a curated record. NCBI's taxonomy places the organism in Eukaryota, Metazoa, Chordata, Lepidosauria, Squamata, Gekkonidae. Bases 269 to 1162 code for a protein of 297 amino acids. Gene Ontology annotation, molecular function: hydrolase activity, acting on ester bonds.